AUGCAGAACUACAGUGAAAAAGAACUCGUGGCUAAGAGGCUCAAGGGCCAGCGGCUUGUUAUCCCGGACAUGCGUCCCAUAUUCGCACAUUGGCCCAGCGAACAAAAUGAGCACUAUCAUACGGUGAAAGAUAUAAUAGACAAGCAGAUCGCGGAGCAACCUAUGAAGGAUGAAGCUCGUACAGCAUUUUACAAUAUGAAUCCGUCUCUGCUCGCAGCAAGGUGGUGGCCAAGGUCUUCGGAAGAUAACUACCGGGUCUUAGUCGAUCUAAUCAUCUGGUUUGCCUAUUGGGAUGAUCUCUCCGAGAGCCUCGCUGCCGAUCCUAGUGCUGCCGAAAACCUUCGUAGCGCCACCAAGGUUCUCGGCCGCCAAUCGCUCGGUCUAGCAACUUCAGAAAAAGAUGUUGACAUUUCUAACCCGCUCAUACUUGACUUUAGGAGAAUUGGCGAGAAGAUUCGUACUGCCUAUGAUGAAGAGCAGCGCAAGACUUUCUUAGCUCAUUUCGAGAAAUACGUCGAUUCGACACGUCUUGAGGGAGAGGCCGACUUGAGUGAAACGCUACCCAGCCUUAAGAGGUACUGGGAGGUGAGGAUAUUGACCAGCGGCAUGGGCAUAUUGCUCGGCGUCACCGAAUUUGCUGCCGAAGUUAAAUUACCCCGUCAUAUAGUCAGCUCAGCUGCGUAUGAGAGCUUGUGGACAACGACUAUCGUAAUUAACUCGAUUGUGAAUGAUUUAAUAUCUUUCAAGAAGGAGAUGAAAGCGGGAAGCGUGUUGAGCUCCGUCGCUAUACUCUACCAACAAGUUGACAAUCUUGAUGCGGCAGUGCAGAUGUCGGUUGCCCACCUCAAAAUACUAGUCGACGAAUUUGACCGCACGGCCAACAUACUGCUGUCCAAGUUUCCCCUGAGCCCCGAAGAGAUCGAGUCUGUCUCGAAAGUCAUCGAUACUCUCAGGAUGGUCAACACUGGGAAUCUAGAGUGGAGGUUUUUUGCAGGCGAAGCGCUAUGGAGUCGCUGA
Molecule: messenger RNA, 1017 nt
Organism: Daldinia loculata
Lineage: Eukaryota; Fungi; Ascomycota; Sordariomycetes; Xylariales; Hypoxylaceae
Product: terpenoid synthase
Exons: 8
Coding region: 1-1017 (338 amino acids)
Source: RefSeq, a predicted model, not a curated record